CACGGGGAUCGUGAGGGAGACACGGGACACUUUGAAGGAGACACGGGGACUGUGAGGGAGACACGGGGACUGUGAGGGAGACAUGGUACACUGUGAGGGAGACACGGGGAUCGUGAGGGAGACACGGGGACUGUGAGGGAGACACGGGGCACUGUGAAGGAGACACGGGACACUGUGAAGGAGACACGGGGAUCGUGAGGGAGACACGGGGACUGUGAGGGAGACACGGGACACUGUGAGGGAGACACGGGGACCGUGAGGGAGACACGGGGCACUGUGAGGGAGACACGGGACACUGUGAAGGAGACACGGGGGCUAUGAGGGAGACACGGGGACUGUGAGGGAAACACGGGACACUGUGAAGGAGACACGGGGAUCGUGAGGGAGACACGGGGACUGUGAGGGAGACACGGGACACUGUGAGGGAGACACGGGGCACUGUGAGGGAGACAUGGGGAUCGUGAGGGAGACACGGGGCACUGUGAAGGAGACACGGGACACUGUGAAGGAGACACGGGGACCGUGAAGGAGACACGGGGCACUGUGAGGGAGACACGGGGGCUAUGAGGUAGAUACGGGGGAGCCUCCCUCCUCUACACCAAUCAAGUCCCUGUCACGUACCCCCCUCCCCCUGCCUGGAGGGGUGAGAUGGGCGGGUUGCAGGGUCCACCACCACAAGUGGCCAGGCAGUGAUGCUGCAUCACUCACUACCUGGUCGCUUUUGGUGGUGAACCUCAGCUUGCCCUGUGGCGUUCAACUUCAUUCGGAAGUCUCGUGCCUCGUACCGCACGCGGCCUGAGGUUUGGAGGCCCCCUGGCAGUCCGAGGCCCCGGGGCACUGGCCCCACUGACCCAAAGGCCCGGUCCAUAAUCCAGCUUUGGUGAUGCAGGCACAGAGCGGGCGCCAUGUGGAUGCUUCGCCCGACCCCGUGGCGAACUCUGGCCUGUUCCGUGGUGGCCGUGAGAAGGGGGGCCGCCAUGGGCCCCCCAAAACCCGGGCCCCUCGCCCUGCUCGCCUGCAGACCAAGAGACACCUACCUGGACCUGGUAUUUGGGGUCUCCUCAAAACCCAUCGAUGCGGAACCGGGGGUGCGAAGAGCCGAUGAGGAGACGGUGGUGAGCGGCGGCGAUGAGGAGGAGGGUGAGGGCGAGGAGGUGGUGGUGAGCGUGGACUACGUGUGGCUGCGCGACCACUGCCGUGCGCACGGCUCCAGCGUGCGUGUGGACACGGGCCAGCGCCUGCUGGAUACGGCCUCCAUCCCCCUGGACGUGCGGCCUCGCGGAGCACGCGUGCACGGGGACACACUCACCCUCACGUGGCUGGACGGCCACGUGAGUGAGUACGCGGGGUCGUGGCUUUUCAACGCCAGUGGCGAGCGUCAACGGCACUCGCUCACCCAGCCUCACACUCACCUGUGGGACUGGCUCACCCUGCAGAGGCUCGCUCACCACGACCCAGCGGUGCUGCUGGGUGAGCGUUUUGCGGCGGUGCUGGACUGUGAGGACGCUCUGCGCCGGGUGCUGCACCGCCUCUUGCUGCUCGGCUUCGCUGUCGUGAGGGAGACGCCCCCCACCAUGGACGCCACACGAGCGGUGGCAGAGCGCCUCUCAUUCAUCCGGGAGACGGUGUUUGGCCGCAUGUGGGAAUUCUCCGCGGACGGUGAGCGGAGUGACACGGCCUACACCGCGGAGUCUCUGGACCGCCACACGGAUACCACCUACCUGCACGAGCCUGCCAGGGUGCAGGUGUUCCACGUGCUGCGCGGCGCGGACGAGGGCGGCCGCACGCUGCUGGUGGACGGCUUCGGGGCGGCGUGGAGGUUGCACCGCCGCCGACCGGACGCCUUCGCGGUGCUGGCGCGCGUCCCGGUCACGCACGAGUUCAGCGAGGGCGGCGCCGGUGGCGCCGGCGGAGGGGGAGGGGACGCCGCUGGGGGGCGCCAGCACCGGCACCUGCUGCGUGCCACGCACACCGUCGUCGGCACCACUCCCACGGCCAACGGCGGCCACGGGGAGCUCCUCAUGAUGUGCUACAAUAACUACGACCGCGUGUCGCUGGCUGUGAGUGGGCAUGAGGAGGCUCGCCGCUGGUACCACGCCCACCGCCACCUCACCGCGCUGCUACGGCAACCCAGCACAGAGGCCUGGUUCCAGCUGCAGCCUGGCACGGUGCUGCUGAUUGACAACUGGCGUGUGCUGCACGGGCGUGAGGCAUUCUUGGGGCCGCGCCGCGUCUGCGGCUGCUACCUGCCCCACGACGACCUCAUGGACACCGCUCGUCGCCUCGGCCUGCUUGCCUAGCCACACCCUGCACCAUGGCACCCAGGGGAGGCCUGGGGGAGACCCAGGGGAGACCCAGGGGUGACCCAGGGGAGACCCAGGGGAGACCCAGGGGAGA
Molecule: messenger RNA, 2397 nt
Organism: Petromyzon marinus (sea lamprey)
Lineage: Eukaryota; Metazoa; Chordata; Hyperoartia; Petromyzontiformes; Petromyzontidae
Gene: TMLHE
Product: trimethyllysine hydroxylase, epsilon
Biological process (GO): carnitine biosynthetic process
Cellular component (GO): mitochondrion
Molecular function (GO): trimethyllysine dioxygenase activity; iron ion binding
Source: RefSeq, a predicted model, not a curated record